Phacochoerus africanus (Common warthog) is the source of this 7567-nucleotide messenger RNA. RefSeq names its product neuron navigator 1 (gene NAV1). Gene Ontology annotation, cellular component: microtubule cytoskeleton; axon initial segment. The coding region runs from base 300 to 6788 and encodes 2162 amino acids. The record is from RefSeq and is a predicted model, not a curated record. The transcript has 33 exons. NCBI's taxonomy places the organism in Eukaryota, Metazoa, Chordata, Mammalia, Artiodactyla, Suidae. Gene Ontology annotation, biological process: microtubule bundle formation; nervous system development; neuron migration. Gene Ontology annotation, molecular function: ATP hydrolysis activity.
UGUGCCCGGGGCAGCGGGUCACCAGGCUCCGCCCCGCGCCCGGCCGGGACGCACUUUGUUCGGGAUGCCGCCUCCCUCCGCGUCGCGGGGCCGGGGCCGCCGGCGGCCCUAGUGCCAGCCCGCGGCUGGACGCGGACGCGGACGCGGACGCCGAGACUCCGCGAGGGCCCAGCCGGCGCGGGAGCCCGAGAACUUUCUCCUCGCGCCGAGGGCUCGGCCGCCGCGGUCCGGAUGCAAGGAACCGGGGCCCGGGAGUGCCGGCGUGCCGCACAGUAGCCCCCACGGCCAACUUGGUGACCAUGGACGGGACGGCCAGUGUGAACUCCGCCAGCCGCCCCCACUAUGCCUCCUCCAUCCCCGUGCCUCGCGCUGCUUCCCAGACCAGAAUCCAGACGCCGGCUGCCUCUCCCCGGCUGCGGCCGCGCCAGGCCGGCCUGGCCCUGAGCCCCCCGCGGGCAGCCUCCCCAAGACCCACCAGGGCCCGAGGCUCUUCCAGAGGCUCCUCUCCCAGGGCCUCCCGGGGAAGAGGUUCCCCCAGGACUGUGGGGGCAGCAAGGGAGUCAACCGAGGGUGCUGAAGGGCCGGUGGGCUCCCCGUGGAACAGCCCUAGGGCCGCCGCCAAAGCUUCCGUCUCUGGCCAGGCAGGGUCCAGAAGACCCGGAGGCACACCAGGGACCCCGAGCAGGAGACAGGCGGCCCAGGAAGGGGUUCCCCCCCGCCAGACCCGCGGCAGGAGCCCCUCCCGGACCAGUUCUCAUGGAGAAACUCAAGCACCAGGGGCUCCCGAAGGUCGAAAGCCACCUAACUACUUGGGCAAAGACCAGAGAGAUGCAGCCUUCAGAAGUCCCGGGGCCCCAAGGUCUUCGGAGCCUGAUACGAGGGCAGCUUCCGGGCCUUCCUCCCCUGCCUGCAGCCCCGUGCAGAGCCCACGCCUGCCCCCCGGCCCGGGGGCCAUCCGAUUCCCCUCGGUGCACCAGCAGAGUCAACCUGUCACAGCCACGGUGGCCCCCUUCCAGUACAGGGUCCAGACAGACCAGGAACCUGGUCCCCUCCGCCAGGGUAGCUGGGCUCCCGAGGGCUACUCCAGCAUCCCCGGCAGGACCGAGGAGAGCCUCUCGUGCGUAGACGCGCGGAUCGUCCAUGCGCUCCUCGCGGGCAGAAUGCUGGGCGGCAGCGUCAAGAGCGUGCAGCCCGAGGUGGAGCUGAGCGGCAGCGGCGGCGACGAGGGCGCGGACGAGCCUCGGGGCGCGGGCAGGAAGGCGGCGGCGGCGGACGGCAGAGGCAUGCUGCCCAAGCGCGCCAAGGCGCCCGGCGGCGGCGGCAUGGCCAAGGCCAGCGCGGCGGAGCUGAAGGUCUUCAAAUCCGGCAGCGUGGACGGCCGAGUCCCCGGCGGGCCGCCUGCUUCCAACCUGCGCAAGCAGAAGUCGCUCACCAACCUCUCGUUCCUCACGGACUCCGAGAAAAAGAUGCAGCUCUAUGAGCCCGAGUGGAGCGACGACAUGGCCAAGGCGCCCAAGGGCUUGGGCAAGGCGGGGUCCAAAGGCCGCGAGGCUCCGCUGAUGUCCAAGACGCUAUCCAAGUCCGAGCACUCGCUCUUCCAGGCCAAGGGCGGCCCGGCCGGCGGCGCCAAGACCCCCCUGGCCCCGCUCGCGCCCAGCCUGGGGAAGCCGAGCCGGAUCCCGCGCGGCCCCUACGCUGAGGUCAAGCCGCUCAGCAAGGCUCCCGAGGCGGCAGUGAGCGACGACGGCAAGUCGGACGACGAGCUGCUCUCUAGCAAAGCCAAGGCGCAGAAGGGCUCCGGGCCCGUGCCCCCUGCCAAGGGCCAGGAGGAGCGCGCCUUCCUCAAGGUGGACCCCGAGCUUGUGGUGACCGUGCUGGGAGACCUGGAGCAGCUGCUCUUCAGCCAGGUGCUGGACCCAGAGUCCCAGAGGAAGAGGACAGUGCAGAAUGUUCUGGAUCUCCGACAGAACUUGGAAGAGACCAUGUCCAGCCUGCGAGGGUCCCAGGUGACUCACAGCUCCCUGGAGAUGACCUGCUACGACAGUGACGACGCCAACCCCCGCAGCGUGUCCAGCCUGUCUAACCGCUCGUCGCCCCUCUCCUGGCGCUACGGCCAGUCCAGCCCGCGGCUGCAGGCCGGGGACGCGCCGUCGGUGGGCGGGAGCUGCCGCUCCGAGGGGCCACCCGCCUGGUACAUGCACGGGGAGCGCGCGCACUACUCGCACACGAUGCCCAUGCGCUCCCCCAGCAAGCUCGGCCACAUCUCGCGCCUGGAGCUGGUCGAGUCCCUGGACUCGGACGACGUGGACCUCAAGUCCGGCUACAUGAGCGACAGCGACCUCAUGGGCAAGACCAUGACGGAGGAUGACGACAUCACCACCGGCUGGGAUGAGAGCACCUCCAUUAGCAGCGGGCUCAGCGACGCCUCCGACAACCUCAGCUCCGAGGAGUUCAAUGCCAGCUCCUCCCUCAACUCCCUCCCGACCACACCCACCGCGUCCCGCAGGAACUCCGCCAUCGUGCUGCGUACAGACUCAGAGAAGCGCUCGCUGGCCGAAAGUGGGCUGAGCUGGUUCAGUGAAUCAGAGGAGAAGGCCCCCAAAAAGCUGGAAUACGACAGUGGCAGCCUGAAGAUGGAACCCGGGGCAUCCAAGUGGCGGCGAGAGCGGCCCGAGAGCUGCGACGACGCAUCCAAGAUCGGAGAACUGAAGAAGCCCGUCAGCCUGGGGCACCCCGGUUCCCUGAAGAAGGGCAAGACCCCGCCGGUGGCCGUCACCUCCCCCAUCACUCACACGGCCCAGAGUGCCCUCAAGGUCGCAGGCAAACCCGAGGGCAAAGCCACCGACAAGGGCAAGCUGGCGGUGAAGAGCGCGGGCCUGCAGCGCUCCUCCUCCGACGCCGGCCGCGACCGCCUGGGCGACGCCAAGAAGCCUCCCUCGGGCCUUGCACGCCCGUCCACCGCAGGAUCCUUCGGCUACAAGAAGCCACCUCCUGCCACGGGUACCGCCACGGUUGUGCAGACUGGGGGCUCGGCCACACUCGGCAAGGUCCAGAAGUCCUCAGGUAUCCCCGUCAAGCCGGUGAACGGACGCAAGACCAGCCUGGACGUGUCCACCAGCGCGGAGCCCGGCUUCCUGGCCCCUGGCGCCCGUUCCACCAUCCAGUACCGCAGCCUGCCGCGGCCGGCCAAGUCCAGCUCCAUGACUGUGACCGGCGGGCGGGGUGGCCCCCGGCCCGUGAGCAGCAGCAUCGACCCCAGUCUCCUCAGUACCAAGCAGGGCGUCCUGACGCCUUCCAGACUGAAGGAGCCUUCCAAGGCGGCCAGUGGGCGGGCCGCUCCAGCCCCCGUCAACCAGACGGACCGAGAGAAGGAGAAGGCCAAGGCCAAAGCCGUGGCCCUAGACCCGGACAGCAUCUCUCUGAAGAGUGUGGGCUCCCCGGAAAGCACACCCAAGAGCCAGGCCAGCCACCCUCCAGCCGCCAAGCUGGCAGAGCUGCCACCCACCCCCCUCAGGGCCACAGCCAAGAGCUUUGUCAAGCCACCCUCACUCGCCAACCUCGACAAGGUCAACUCCAACAGUCUGGAUCUCCCAGCAUCCAGCGACGCCCACGCUCCAAAGGGCCCAGAGCUGCAUGCUCCAGGCUCCACCACGGGGGCCCCCCUCUCUUCGUGCUUCACCCCCAGUCCAGCCCCCAUUCUCAACAUCAACUCUGCCAGCUUCUCCCAGGGCCUGGAGCUCAUGACUGGGUUCAGUGUCCCCAAAGAGACCCGCAUGUACCCCAAGCUCUCAGGCCUGCACAGGAGCAUGGAGUCCCUACAGAUGCCAAUGAGCCUGCCCAGUGCCUUCCCCAGCAGUGCCCCCAUCCCCACACCCCCCGUACCCCCCUCCGCCCCUACCGAGGAGGAUACCGAAGAGCCGACCUGGAGCGGAAGCCCCAGGACGGGACAGCUGGACAGUGCUCAGCGGGAUCGGAAUACUCUUCCCAAGAAGGGGCUCAGGUACCAGCUGCAGUCCCAGGAUGAGGCCAAGGAGAGGCGCCACUCGCACACCAUUGGGGGGCUGCCCGAACCCGACGACCAGUCAGAGCCGCCCUCCCCCCCUGCACUGUCCAUGUCCCUGAGUGCCAAGGGCCAGCUCACCAACAUAGUGAGUCCCACUGCGGCCACCACGCCAAGAAUCACCCGCUCCAACAGCAUCCCCACCCACGAGGCGGCCUUCGAGCUGUACAGCGGCUCCCUAAUGGGGAGCACCCUGUCCCUGGCCGAGAGACCCAAGGGGAUGAUUCGGUCGGGAUCCUUCCGGGACCCCACGGACGAUGUUCACGGCUCAGUGCUGUCCUUGGCCUCCAGCGCCUCCUCUACCUAUUCCUCAGCUGAGGAGAGGAUGCAGUCCGAGCAAAUCCGGAAGCUGCGGAGGGAACUGGAAUCGUCCCAGGAAAAAGUGGCCACCUUGACGUCCCAGCUUUCGGCCAACGCCAACCUAGUGGCAGCUUUUGAGCAGAGCCUGGUGAACAUGACGUCACGCCUACGGCACCUGGCAGAGACGGCCGAGGAGAAGGACACUGAGCUGCUGGACCUACGAGAAACCAUAGACUUUCUGAAGAAGAAGAACUCAGAGGCCCAGGCCGUCAUUCAGGGAGCUCUCAAUGCCUCAGAAGCCACACCCAAAGAACUGCGGAUCAAGAGGCAGAACUCCUCGGACAGCAUCUCCAGCCUCAACAGCAUCACCAGCCACUCCAGCAUCGGCAGCGGCAAGGAUGCUGACGCGAAGAAGAAGAAGAAAAAGAGCUGGGUCUACGAGCUCCGAAGUUCCUUUAACAAAGCCUUCAGCAUAAAGAAGGGGCCCAAGUCAGCGUCCUCAUACUCCGACAUCGAGGAGAUUGCCACGCCCGACUCCUCAGCCCCCUCGUCCCCCAAGCUGCAGCACGUAUCCACGGAGACCGCCUCGCCCUCCAUCAAGUCCUCCACCUCGUCCUCUGCGGGCACCGACGGCCCUGAGGCCCCCGCCCACUCCGCUCCCCAUGCCAGGCUGUUCCACGGCAGCGAGGAGGAGGAGCCGGAGAAGAAGGAGGUGUCGGAGCUGCGCUCGGAGCUGUGGGAGAAGGAGAUGAAGCUCACGGACAUCCGCCUGGAAGCCCUCAACUCCGCACACCAGCUGGACCAGCUGCGGGAGACCAUGCACAACAUGCAGCUGGAGGUGGACCUGCUGAAAGCCGAGAACGACCGGCUGAAGGUGGCCCCGGGCCCCGCAGCGGGCUCUGCGCCGGGGCAGGUCCCGGGAUCAUCAGCGCUGCCGUCCCCUCGCCGUUCCUUAGGCCUGGCGCUCUCCCACCCCUUCAGCCCCAGUCUUGCAGACACAGACCUGUCCCCCAUGGACGGCAUCAGCUCCUGUGGCCCCAAGGAGGAAGUGACCCUCCGGGUGGUGGUGAGGAUGGCCCCCCAGCACAUCAUCAAAGGGGACUUGAAGCAGCAGGAGUUCUUCCUGGGCUGCAGCAAGGUCAGUGGGAAAGUGGACUGGAAGCUGCUGGACGAAGCUGUCCUCCAGGUGUUCAAGGACUACAUUUCCAAGAUGGACCCAGCGGCAACGCUGGGUCUGAGCACCGAGUCCAUCCACGGCUACAGCAUCAGCCACGCGAAACGCCUGCUGGAUGCCGAGCCCCCGGAACUGCCCCCCUGCCGCCGAGGGGUCAACAACAUCGUGGUCUCCCUCAAAGGUCUGAAGGAGAAGUGCGUGGACAGCCUGGUGUUCGAGACGCUCAUCCCCAAGCCCAUGAUGCAGCACUACAUAGGCCUCCUGCUCAAGCACCGGCGCCUCGUCCUGUCCGGCCCCAGCGGCACCGGCAAGACCUACCUGACCAACCGCCUGGCCGAGUACCUGGUGGAGCGCUCGGGCCGUGAAGUCACCGAGGGCAUCGUGAGCACCUUCAACAUGCACCAGCAGUCCUGCAAGGAUCUGCAGCUCUAUCUUUCCAACUUGGCCAACCAGAUAGAUCGGGAGACAGGGAUUGGGGACGUCCCCCUGGUGAUCCUGCUGGAUGACCUCAGCGAAGCAGGCUCCAUCAGCGAGCUGGUCAACGGAGCCCUUACCUGCAAGUAUCACAAAUGUCCCUACAUUAUAGGUACCACUAAUCAGCCUGUAAAAAUGACACCCAAUCACGGCUUGCACCUGAGCUUCAGGAUGCUGACUUUCUCCAACAACGUGGAACCCGCCAACGGCUUCCUGGUUCGCUACCUGCGGAGGAAGCUGGUGGAGUCAGACAGCGACAUCAACGCCAACAGGGAGGAGCUGCUGCGGGUGCUGGACUGGGUGCCCAAGCUGUGGUACCACCUGCACACCUUCCUAGAGAAGCACAGCACCUCGGACUUCCUCAUUGGGCCCUGCUUCUUUCUGUCCUGCCCCAUCGGCAUCGAGGACUUCCGGACCUGGUUCAUCGACCUGUGGAACAACUCCAUUAUCCCCUACCUGCAGGAAGGGGCCAAGGAUGGCAUAAAGGUUCACGGGCAGAAAGCUGCUUGGGAGGACCCGGUGGAGUGGGUCCGGGACACCCUUCCCUGGCCGUCAGCCCAACAAGACCAGUCAAAGCUGUACCAUCUGCCCCCACCCACUGUCGGCCCUCACAGCAUGGCCUCACCCCCAGAGGACAGGACGGUCAAGGACAGCACCCCAAGUUCCCUGGACUCAGACCCACUGAUGGCCAUGCUGCUGAAACUUCAGGAAGCUGCCAAUUAUAUCGAGUCUCCAGACCGAGAAGGCAUCCUAGACCCCAACCUCCAGGCAACGCUUUGAGGCCUGGUGGCCAAUCACGCAGACAGCGGGCCACGGACACCAGCCUCAGGCCGCCUCCCUGCCCCCGCUUGCUCCAGAGCGGCCGUGAGGACAGGAGGGGGAGGCGGGAGGAGGGGCGGGUUCCCGGUGCUGCACCUUCAAGAACUCCUAGUGGGACUGGUGGGUGGAAUCGGGGAACUUGCGUCCCCAGAUGCAUCUCCUGGCCUCUGCUCAUGACUUUGGGGAAAAGAUGAUUCUGGGUCUUUUCCCUUGAUUUCUGGUCUCAGUCACAAACUCCUGGGCUUUCUGGGGAGGGGUUCAGGAGACAUAGGACCAACCUACAGUCGUUCCUAACUGACUCUUGCAAACAGCCCUGUGGGGGUGUGGGGGCCCCCCCAGGUGGGGCCCCCCCUGAACUUCCCACAGACCCUGCCCGGUUUCAUCACCACUGCCAACAGCACCCACCCACCCCCCCGGAUCUCGCUGCAGCCCAGGAAAAGAAGCAUGUGGUUUAAAAAUGUUUAAAUCAAUCUUAAAAGACAAAAAAAAAAAGACAAAGAAAAAGCUGAAGCUGGAAAGAGAAUAUCCAGUUGCCGAGGUGGAAAGAGUGCUGCCCCUCCCUCCCCCCGCCCCCUCCGCCCGAUGACACAGGGGACACCAGUGAGAUGGCUGCCCAUCUAAGACGUCACCAGACCACAAAGAUACCAUCACAGCCUUCAGAGACACACACGGCUGGCUGUCUCACACCCUCUAAUUUAACACGCAUGAGUCAAUAAACCCUCAGUUUUUUUUAUUUUUUA